AUGAAGACAAUCGGAAUUUUCUUGUUAAUUGUUGUUGGCUGUUAUGGCCUGAUCGAUGUGUGCCCAGGAUCGGAUAUGAAGAAGGUAUUUGCCGAUUGCCUUAAGGAAUAUGGUGGAGAUAAGGCUCUUCUGACGGAUUGGAUUGCCCACAAGGAAGCUGUUGAUCAAAAAGGCAAGUGCUUCCGUACCUGUACUAUGAGGGAUUGCGGUUGGUUCGAUGAAAAUGCCAAACUUACCGAAGAAGUUCCCUUGAGGGCUGCCUAUGUUUUAUAUGGUGGUGAUGAAAGUAAAAUCCCAAAAAUCUUAGCAGCCGGCAAGAAAUGUCUGGCCACCAUGGAAUAUGAUGAGAAGGAUAUCUGCAACAGCGGUGAAAACUGGUCCAGAUGUGUGCUGGGAACCUGCAAGGAUUGCGGCUUGGAUUUGGGUGCUGCUUUAAAGAAUUGA
Molecule: messenger RNA, 444 nt
Organism: Musca vetustissima
Lineage: Eukaryota; Metazoa; Arthropoda; Insecta; Diptera; Muscidae
Product: general odorant-binding protein 28a-like
Exons: 5
Coding region: 1-444 (147 amino acids)
Molecular function (GO): odorant binding
Source: RefSeq, a predicted model, not a curated record